AUGGAGGACCUUUCCUCCCUCGAGGGACCGCCAAUGAGGGAUGAACGUUUCUCCCCUAUCUCGCCUGUGUCACCAUACAGCAGCUACGAUCCGUCAAGAGGUCUGCCGAUGAUCUCUCCAGGCUCUGUUUCUCCGCUAUCAACCGCAACAAGAUCCGUUUCAGGAUCUAUAUCCAGCCUGCAAUUCCCACUAGAAGAUAGAAUAUAUCCCCCAGUAUCCAACGAGCAACAUCGAAUUGCCCCUCUCCGGACCUCGCGUAGUCAGUCUUCCAUACGUGAUGCUGCGCAUGUUCCGCCUCGACCGGCCAGUGCGGACCAUUCCAGCACGACAGCCCCGUUCUGGCUGUUGGUGAAUGGGCGUCUUGUCUGGGUCGAGGAUAUGAAGUUAUGGGUGCUUUGGGACCAGGUUGAAGCGGCCAGAUCGUAUGAGAAGGGCACCUACCCAGCCCAUGUGAAUCAACAAAGGGGUGUAGGAGGUCAACGUCGCAAUCGUGAUCGUGGGACUUGGAAGAGUCUUCCGCCGCUUCCACACGAAAUCCAUCAUUUACUACCAAUGACAUCGGAUUUGCAUUUAAGUGACGACGAUAAUGCAUGGCAGAAGCCUCGAGCGCCGCGUCACUAUUUCCAACACAGUCCAACGAACACGCAUCUUCAGGUGCAGUGGGCAAGCCUUGCAGGUCAACUUGGUCUAUUCUAA
Talaromyces atroroseus is the source of this 696-nucleotide messenger RNA. RefSeq lists its product as hypothetical. NCBI's taxonomy places the organism in Eukaryota, Fungi, Ascomycota, Eurotiomycetes, Eurotiales, Trichocomaceae. The transcript is spliced from 3 exons. Bases 1 to 696 code for a protein of 231 amino acids. The record is from RefSeq and is a predicted model, not a curated record.